This is a messenger RNA of Staurois parvus, 336 nucleotides long. The record is from the annotation of a GenBank genome assembly. NCBI's taxonomy places the organism in Eukaryota, Metazoa, Chordata, Amphibia, Anura, Ranidae.
CAGAGGCGAACUGACAACUCAGGGGGCCCCCGGGCAAUAGGGGAUCAUGGGGCCCCUGUUUCCUUGCCCACAAUCAAAGCACACCCAAAAAAGCCUAUAAAAGGUACCAGGGGCAUCUCAUGGGACCCCCUACUGACCCAGGGCCCUCGGGCAGUGCCCGAGUUUCCAAAUGGUCAGUCCGCCCCUGGUGUGCAGUGAAAUCAGAGUAAACAAUUUUAGUAUAUAGUAUAGGAGCCUGUAUGACUGUGUGGAGUUCAGCUUUAAAGCAAACGUGUCAUUAUCAAAUGAUUAUAACUUUCUACUUCUGUACAUGCUAGCAUUGACAUCACCACUAGC